ACAAAAAUAAAAGUACGAAAGUUCACUUUACUCUGUUUUGUUUCACGCGAUUAAGAAUCCGUAAGAACUUGCCAUUACGGACACAGGCGUAAAUUUAUUCCCUAAUCUCCAUCGUGUUGGAUGCAAAAGUGAAGAAGGCAACCAGCCUAUCGGAGAGCUAAGUUUCUAUUUUUGGGAUCUAUGUUUUUGAUCUGGUAAAAGAAAGCAAAUUUUCAUUUGUUUGUUUAUUUUUUGAUUGAAUUUAGAGAACGUAGAAGGAAAAAAGAGAAGGAGAGAGAGAGAGAGAGAGAGUGGGAUAUGGUGGGAUGAGGUGGAGAUGGCGAGAGGCGUGAAAUGGGGAUGCUCGUAUAAGAGAACGACUCUUAUAGUUUGCUUCAUCAAUAUUGUUGUUGCUCUUUAUGUUCUUCGCUCUCUCUACGGUUCACUGUAUAUUUACUCCAAUAAUGAUUUAGAUAAUGUUGUAAAGUAUACGCCGGAUCAGAUUAGUAAGAUGGAGGAAUCAAUUCGGAUUCGAAGAGCGAAUGAACCUGUGCAGCUUGUUAAAGUGGUGAAGGAACUCAAGAACGAGCUUAAGAAAUAUGAGAAGAUGGUUGAAUUACCCUUGGAAAUCAAAGAGAGGAUAACAGAGGAGAUUUUGCUGCGGUUGAGAAGCUUGAACGCAAAUGCCAAUAUUACUGAGCAGCGAGAAGCAGUAGAAAGAUGGCGCAGAGAAAAACUGCAUGAAGUUGAACAGUUGACUAAUGGAACAUGGGGACUGAAUUCAACUAUUCUGCAAGAGGAAGCUGGGCCGCUGGUGAGAGCCUUGGAGUCUGAUUGGGCAAUGCUGUUGGAGAACAUUGGCCUUUGGAUACCUGCUGAGAUUGUUAACCAGGAACACGAUGAUAAACCUGAGGGCGAGGAAGAUCCUGAUGAAGAUAUUUUGCCUGGCAGGCCACUCCCACCAGAAUGCCGUGCUGAGCUUCAUACAGACUAUGAUGGUGCUGCUGUCAGAUGGGGCCUUACCCACCAUAAAGAAAGUGCAGCCGACUGCUGUCAAGCUUGCUUAGAUCAGGCAAAACGUGCAAAGCCAGGUGAAAAGAAAUGCAACAUAUGGGUCUAUUGCCCAUCUGAGACAGGAUGCUAUUCACCAGAUAUAUAUGUGCAUAAGAACCAGGAAUGCUGGCUGAAAUAUGCCGAAAAGCCUAGACUGAAUUUUAAGGACAGGUAUUCUGAAUCAUAUAGAAACUCCCACCCAAAUGCACCACUGAUUGUUCCCUGGGUCUCUGGUGUUGUUAGUGCAUGAUUGGAUUUUAACACUGAAAUGGUGAUCAAUGUUAAAGCAACUCGAGCUGCAAGCUCUAUGUUCUCAGAAUUUUGCAAAGAUAUGAUUUUGGUUCUGCUUACUUCUGUAUCUGGCGAAUUUUGACUUUCAAAACAUCUUUUCAUUUCCCUUUUCACUUUGGAUUUUGAGAAAAGAGAAUAGUAGAGGAGUUGGAUUCCUCGUCCAUUUAUCAGAAGCAUUCUUGUAACAUGUGAUAUGGCAGUCUUGCUCCUGGUGAUCCUGAAAGUAGGGAAAUCGGGUGCUUACCUCUUUUACAAUUAACACGAAGGAAGGAAGAUUCAGAAUGGAUUAGCCUAAAAAGAUUGGUUGGUGUUAGGAGCUAGGUGGGGUGGGCAAAUUGAUUAUUUUUUUUAAUGAGUUACAGAUAUUUGUAAGCAAUUAAGAACUGCCUAUUGCAAAUUCGUUCUCUCUAAAAUUGAAAUGAUGACUUUUGCUUGGACCA
Molecule: messenger RNA, 1763 nt
Organism: Jatropha curcas
Lineage: Eukaryota; Viridiplantae; Streptophyta; Magnoliopsida; Malpighiales; Euphorbiaceae
Product: dimethylallyl, adenosine tRNA methylthiotransferase
Source: RefSeq, a predicted model, not a curated record